UAACAAGAGCACCCGAUUUAUAAGACUGCUGUAUCCUGUGGGAUAUUAUGUGGAAGGAGAUGAAACAAUCCCUAGCACAGAAAAGAAGAAGCCAGCCGAGAUGAAUGGAUGGUCCAGUUACCUGCUGGGAUGCAUGACUUUCCUCCUCUACUCCUAUGAAACCAGUGGAGAUAAGAGAGAUUCAUGUGUCUUUCCCUUCGUCUACAAGGGUUCUACUUACUUCUCUUGUACCAGAGCCAACAGCUUUUCUCCUUGGUGUGCGACCAGAGCAGUUUAUGACGGACAGUGGAAGCACUGCACCACAGAAGAUUACCCAAGAUGUGUCUUUCCCUUCAUCUACCGAGGAAGGUCCCAUAAUAACUGCAUCACGGAAGGCAGCUUCCUGGGAAAGCUGUGGUGCUCAGUCACCUCCAGCUUUGAUGAGAAGCAGCAGUGGAAAUACUGUGAAAUCAACGAGUACGGGGGAAAUUCUUUCAGCAAGCCCUGCAUCUUCCCCUCCAUGUACAGAAAUCACGUGAUCUUUGAAUGCCUUGAGGAUGAAAGCAACAAGCUCUGGUGCCCGACCACGGAGAACAUGGAUAAGGAUAGAAAGUGGAGUCUCUGUGCCGACACCAGAAUUUCCUCACUGACGGCUGGUUUUCCCUGCCACUUUCCAUUCAACUAUAAAAACAAGAAUUAUUUUAACUGCACCAACAAAGGAUCACAGGAGAACCUUUUAUGGUGUGCAACCUCUUACAACUAUGACCGGGACCACACCUGGGUGUACUGUUGAUGCAAAGGAAAGGAGACACCUCUUCAGCGGAAGGCUGACAUAUUAAGUCCGGAACCUGCUUCUUCUUUUUCAUAGCAUCUUUCAAGCUUAGAUAAUCACCUUUAGAAAGACCCUGUCCACUGUCUUGCUUAAUCACUUGGUCCUUUGUGAAGAACAGAGGGGAAAUGUGGCAAAAAUCACCAAUAAAGGAGACCCACGUUAACACUGGGGCUGCCUUUCCUGCUUCCCAGAAUGAGAGAGAUGAUGAGGGAUCCAAACGUGUGGUGAAGGAGACCUUGGUGACUGGGUUGGUGAGUCACAUGGUGGGGAGAUCAGAUUCUCAGCCCAGGCAUCCUGGGAAGUAAUUCUUGCUUUCUCUUUCUGGUAAAUCACAGAUUUGGGUGGAACAUUUGUAGGUACUUUUUAAAUCAUUAAUAAAUAAAUUAGUAAGUAAA
Hippopotamus amphibius kiboko is the source of this 1206-nucleotide messenger RNA. RefSeq names its product epididymal sperm binding protein 1 (gene ELSPBP1). Gene Ontology annotation, molecular function: heparin binding. Lineage: Eukaryota; Metazoa; Chordata; Mammalia; Artiodactyla; Hippopotamidae. Bases 101 to 772 code for a protein of 223 amino acids. The record is from RefSeq and is a predicted model, not a curated record. The transcript is spliced from 7 exons. Gene Ontology annotation, cellular component: cell surface.